This is a messenger RNA of Aspergillus welwitschiae, 1821 nucleotides long. RefSeq names its product phytoene desaturase family protein. The record is from RefSeq and is a predicted model, not a curated record. NCBI's taxonomy places the organism in Eukaryota, Fungi, Ascomycota, Eurotiomycetes, Eurotiales, Aspergillaceae. The transcript has 4 exons. The coding region runs from base 1 to 1821 and encodes 606 amino acids. Gene Ontology annotation, molecular function: oxidoreductase activity. Gene Ontology annotation, biological process: carotenoid biosynthetic process.
AUGGAGCCUCCCACUGCCAUAAUAGUUGGUGGCGGCGCUGGCGGCAUCGCUGUCGCAGCUUGCCUCGCCAAAAAGGGUUACAAAGUGACGGUGGUCGAGAAGAAUGCAGACAUCGGAGGGCGAUGUUCUCUAAUGCAAGAGAAUGACUACCGCUUCGACCAAGGUCCCUCCCUCCUCCUCAUGCCGUCCUUCUUCCACCAGAUAUUCAACGACCUGUACACCUCCAUAUCCGCCGAAGGCAUCACCCUCCGCAAAUGCGACCCCAGCUACCGCAUCUGGUUCCCGGAUCACGACCACCUCGACUUAUCCACUGAUAUUCCGUCGAUGAAAGAGCAAAUAGAAGCCCACGAAGGGCCGUAUGGAUUUGAAAGGUUUCUGCGCUUCCUGGUCGAAUCCGGCCGACACUACAACUUAUCUUGCGAACAUAUCCUGCACCGUAACUUCGCAACCAUCUGGAGUCUACUCCGAUGGGACCUCCUCUUCGCCUUACCCAGACUCCACGUCUUCGAAAGCAUAUAUACCCGUGCGAGUCGGUACUUCCGCUCCGACAAACUCCGCCAGGCAUUUACAUUCGCCAGUAUGUACCUUGGUAUGAGCCCGUUUGAUGCUCCAGCGACAUACUCCUUGCUACAGUAUACCGAGAUGACAGAUGGGAUAUGGUAUCCUGUCGGUGGAUUCAGAACUAUCCUCGACGCCCUCGUCAAAAUGAGCAUCCGCCACGGCACCACCUACAUCCUCAACACCCCCGUAACCUCCAUCGAGCUCAGCGACGACCAUCAACACAUAACGGGCGUGCGACUCUCCACCGGAGAAACCCUCUCAGCAGAUAUAGUAAUCGUCAACGCGGACCUAACCUACGCAUACAACAACCUCCUCCCCAAAACCACCUACAGCAAAUCCCUACAAAACAAGCCUACCUCCUGCAGCAGCAUCUCCUUCUACUGGGGACUAGACACCACCCUCCCCAACCUCCAAUCCCACAACAUAUUCCUCCCAGAUUCAACAACAUACAAAUCCAGCUUCGACACCAUCUUCAAAAAACACCAAAUCCCAGACCAUCCCUCAUUCUACCUGCACAUCCCCAGCAGAAUUGACCCCUCAGCCUCACCCCCAAACACAGAUGCAAUAGUAGUCCUAGUCCCAGUCCCCCACCUCUUAUCCCCAUCACCUUCCUCCUCGUCCUCCUCCUCAUCACCAACAUCCCCCCUAAACCCCCACAACAUAACCGCCUACUGGCACGAAACAACCCAGACCAUCCGCUCCCUCAUCCUCAGCACUAUCCAUGACCGCACAGGCAACUCCAUCGAAUCACACAUCGUGUGCGAGAGGAUCGAGACCCCACUCACCUGGAAAGAGAAAUACAAUCUGGAUCGCGGGGCGAUAUUAGGUCUUUCGCAUUCAUUUUUCAAUGUGUUGUGCUUUAGGCCGAGGAUUCAGCAUGAGAGUAUCGGGGGAUUGUUUUUUGUCGGGGCCAGUACGCAUCCCGGGAGUGGGGUGCCGGUUGUGCUUGGGGGGAGUGGGGUUGUUGUUGGGGUGGUGGAGGAGUGGGUGAGGAGGAUGAAGAGGGGAGAUAUAAGGAUGAGUAAGGGGCGGUUGUGGAUGUGGGUGGGUGGUGUUGUUGUUGUGCUGAGUGUGAUUGUGGUGAUGGUGAUGGGCAUGAGGAUGAGGAUGGGGAUGCGUGAGUGGUUUUGUGGGCUAGAAGACGCGUGGAUGGAGAGUGGUGAUAGGUCGAGUUGGAGGAUGUUGCUGUGUGCUAUUUUGGGGAUUGGGCUGGUGCGGAACUUGUGUCUUGCUUGUACGGGGGUGCCUGCUGAAUUGUAG